Molecule: messenger RNA, 996 nt
Organism: Symbiodinium necroappetens
Lineage: Eukaryota; Dinophyceae; Suessiales; Symbiodiniaceae
Source: the annotation of a GenBank genome assembly
AUGGUCUCUGGUCAGCUCCGUGGAUUUGUGCGCAACAGGGGGCCUGCGGAAGUUUUAGAUGGCUGGCGCCUGCUUCGUAUCAGGCAGCCCGUGCGAAAACGCAGCAUCUUAGGCUGCGCAAAGAAGCUUUUCGCGGCGAUGCAGACGCUGUUAACCGGCCACGGACCAUCGAUGGCAGUCUCUGCAGGCUAUCUAGACACCUGUGCAGUAAAGUCGGAUGGUCGUCUCGUGUGCUUUGGAGGCAACUCGGACGGCGAGUGUGAUGUGCCGGCAGCCUUGGGGCCAGUUGUGGCCACCUCCGCAGGCUUUGACCACUCCUGUGCCGUUAGCAGCGAUGGGGAGCUGGUUUGCUUCGGAUGCAACAGGUUUGGCAAGUGCGAGGUGCCGCCGAACUUGGGCCCGGUCGUGGCCGUCUCAACCGGAUACUUGCACACCUGCGCGGUACGGGCGGAUGAUCAGCUGGUCUGCUUUGGGCAUAACUUGGAGGAGCAGUGCGAAGUGCCAGCAGACCUAGGGCCAGUCGCAGCAGUCUCUGCGGGAUACUCCCACACCUGCGCGGUGAGCGAGGACGAUUUUGGCUUAAAGUGCUUCGGGAAACAGGCGAAUGGCCGAUGCGACGUACCCUCAGACCUGGGACCUGUUAUGGCAGUGUCUGCAGGGUACUCGCAUACUUGUGCCGUGAGGUUAGACGGUCAGCUGGUCUGCUUCGGAAGCAACUCGGAUGGUAAGUGUGAGGUGCCACCGGACUUGGGGCCGGUUGCAGCAGUCUCCGCCGGCAAUUCCCACACCUGUGCUGUGAAGAUUGAUGGUGAGCUUGUUUGUUUUGGGCGGAACAGCUUCGGACAGUGCGAUGUACCGGCCGAUUUAGGCCCGGUUGUCGCGGUCUCGGCUGGAUAUCUUCACACGUGUGCCCUGCGGAUGAACGGUCAGCUGGUCUGUUUUGGAGACGCCAGGUUCGGUAAGUGUCGCGUGCCACCAGAGUGGGAUAGGGUUUAA